This is a messenger RNA of Penicillium daleae, 648 nucleotides long. Its product is annotated as ETC complex I subunit. The record is from RefSeq and is a predicted model, not a curated record. The transcript is spliced from 3 exons. Lineage: Eukaryota; Fungi; Ascomycota; Eurotiomycetes; Eurotiales; Aspergillaceae. The coding region runs from base 1 to 648 and encodes 215 amino acids. Gene Ontology annotation, biological process: electron transport chain.
AUGUCGCUCUUCCGAAUUGGAGGCGCUACUGGCCUCCGUGCGACUCGGCUCGCCGCACCUGUCAAUGUCCGCUUCGUCUCCAGUGUCACCAAGGACGUGAAGACCAGCCCGGCCGAUGCUCCCUCUACACCCAACAAGGACAGUUCGUUGAUCAACAAGCAAAGUCCCUCGGAGGCAAUGACCCGUCAUCAGCCUGACUAUGAGGCUACCAUUGACCAAGCCACCUCCCAAUUCUCCCCAGUUCCCAAGCGCGUGAUGGAUGGCAGCGAACCCGGCCCUACUCUGCCCGCUGCUGUUCUCUCUGGUGCCCCUACCGACCUCCAGGCCCGCACUGUCAGAAUCUACCGCCCCACAAAGCCUGCUACCCAAUCUGGCACCUGGCACGGACACCACUGGCGGAUGGAUUGGGACAUUCUGCAGAAGGGUCACCGGUGGGAGAACCCCCUCAUGGGCUGGCAGUCUUCCGCCGAUGCUAUGCAAGGCACCAACCUCAAGUUCAAGAGCAAGGAGGAUGCCAUUGCCUUUGCUCAGAAGCAGGGCUACGAAUACUUUGUGCAGGAGCCGAAUGAGCGCCGGUUUGUGCCCAAGGCUUAUGCCAACAACUUCCUUCACGAGUCGCGGAAGCUCAAGCACAUCAAGACCAAGUGA